Molecule: messenger RNA, 2249 nt
Organism: Drosophila navojoa
Lineage: Eukaryota; Metazoa; Arthropoda; Insecta; Diptera; Drosophilidae
Product: nuclear cap-binding protein subunit 1
Biological process (GO): nuclear-transcribed mRNA catabolic process, nonsense-mediated decay; mRNA export from nucleus
Cellular component (GO): nucleus; nuclear cap binding complex
Molecular function (GO): mRNA binding; RNA cap binding; protein binding
Source: RefSeq, a predicted model, not a curated record
AAUUUUGUUGUGAAAAUGAAUUCGCGUCGACGUCAUCGCGAGGACAGCCCGGAGGAGCCGGUGCCAACCAAGUGCCCAAGGCGCCCGGACCACAAUGAGGUGAUGGCCACCAUUGAGAAUCUGAUGAUAAAGCUGAGUGACUACAACAUCGCCACGGUGCAGGGACGCAUCGAGGACCUGAGCUACUAUGUGACGGAUACGCUUCACAUCUACAAAUGGGACAUACUGCGGUCUCUGGUUGACUGCGUCGAAAAGUAUCCGAUGCAGAGCGGCGCCUAUGCCACCUUUGUGGGGCUGGUCAAUGUGCAGGACUACGAGUUUGGCAGCGAGUGCCUCAAGUGCGUGACGCAGCAUCUGAUGAAGGCGCUCUACGAGGGCGAGUGGCUGAAGGCGCAGAGCCUGGUGCUGCUGCUGGCCGACCUGGUCAAUACGAAUGUGUUGACCAUUGGCUCGAUGCUGCAGCUGCUCAACUCCUUUGUCGAUGUCUGCGAGGAGGAGGAUGCGUCCCAAAGGCGUCGCGAUUUCUACGCCCACCUGGUGCUCGGUUCAUUGCCGCUCAUGGGACGCGAGCUGUAUGAGAAGAAGGAGACUGCGCUGCAGACGCUGCUCAAGCGUCUCAAGCACUACAUCAAGAAGCAGCGCAGCUCCGGGGAGAGUACGCGCUUGCUGCGUAUCUUUAACAGCUGUGCCGAUGUGCCUCAGCACGAUUAUCUGGAGCUGUUGUGGCUGCAGAUCAUGCGCCUGAUGCACGACAAAUGGAUCGAGAAGGAGCUGCUGCGGCCCUAUGCUGCCUUUGACAGCAAGCUGAGCACCGCCCUGCAGCAUCAUCUGCCACCAUUUCAGCCGCCGUGCUACGAGGACGACUCGGCGGACUAUCCGCAUCCCUGGAUAGUCUUUCGCCUCUUCGAGGUCACCGACUUUCCGCCGCACAUGCGCAUGCCGGACGAAAUGGACAUUGGACGGCACACCAUUGAAGCGCACAUCAUGGAGACGGUGCGACUGCACCACCUGGAGCGCAAGAUCUGCGCCGAACGCCUGCUGGCGUAUUGCUUGGCCAAGCCCACGCUGCCCACGGAGCACUGCAUCAUCGAGGUGCUGCUGGGGCAGAUGCUGCAGCUGCCCAGCUCCCCGCUGCUGACCAUCAACUACGGCGCUCUCGUCAUUGAGCUCUGCAAAUUGGUGCCCGACAAGUUUCCACGCAUUGUUGCCCAGGCCGCCGACAUGCUCUACACGCAGCUGGAGUACAUGAAUCCGUCCAGCUUCGAUCGCUUUGUCAAUUGGUUCUCGCACCACUUGAGCAACUUUCGCUAUCAAUGGAACUGGCAGGAUUGGGAGAACAGCAUCGCCUUGCCCGAAUUUCAUCCCACCCGUCUGUUUGUACGCGAGCUCCUCAAGAAGUGUAUGCGGCUCAGCUAUCACCAGCACAUUGUGCGAUUGGUGCCGACUUCGUAUGGGCCGCUGCUGCCUCCAUCGCCGGAUCCGAAUUUCAAGUAUAUCGAUGGGCUGCUGCCUGGAGCGAAUUUGGCCAAGCAUCUGCUGGAAGCAAUACGCUCCAAGUGUGCGCCGGAGCUGGUGGGCGGCCUGAUGGAGGCCACCACAGAGCUGAACGAUGGGCUGAAGAUCAAUGUGCUGAUGCAGACCCUUUUGCACUUGGGCUGCAAGUCCUUUACGCAUAUCUUUUCUCUGCUUGGCAAAUUUCAGCCAGUGCUGAAGGUGCUGGCCAACAGCGAUGCCAAUCAGCUGGCCAUGAUGCAGGCUUUGUUUGAGGUCUGGUCGAACAACGAGCACGUCAAGCUGGUGGUCACCGACAAAUUGCUGAAAAUGCAUAUUGUGAGCAACCACGCUGUGGUGGCCUGGGUGUUCGAUUCCUCGCUCAAGUCGGAGCUGGUCAAAAUGUAUUUGUGGGAGCUGCUGAACCUCACCGUCAGAUACACCAAAUACCAUAUGCGUGAGGCCGAGGACAAUCAGAGCAUAGACUUGAAUGCUCUGCUCCUGAAGAUCGUGCAGACUUGUGUAAAGGAUCUGAUGGAUCAUCGCAAGUCGGAGCAGAGUUCGCAGGUUGAUUACUGGUUCCAGUGGAUCCAAGGACGCCUGCUGCAGCUGCUCUUCAAUUAUAUCGAAGAUGUGCGCAAAAUCAGCAGCAAAUUGCGUGAAAUUGCUUUCGAAGCGGAGGAGGCCAAGAGUUUGUCCAGUAUGAUCAACGACUACCUAAACUAUAUACAAUAGACUAGAGGACAAUUGCUAUGUAU